Molecule: messenger RNA, 2773 nt
Organism: Myripristis murdjan (pinecone soldierfish)
Lineage: Eukaryota; Metazoa; Chordata; Actinopteri; Holocentriformes; Holocentridae
Product: endothelin receptor type B-like
Exons: 8
Coding region: 447-1679 (410 amino acids)
Biological process (GO): endothelin receptor signaling pathway; regulation of blood pressure; developmental pigmentation
Cellular component (GO): plasma membrane
Molecular function (GO): endothelin receptor activity
Source: RefSeq, a predicted model, not a curated record
AGGAGAGGAGACUGACACACAGCAGGACAAGCUGGACACACAGGCAAUUCCCACUGUCGGGAUCGGCAAACAACAACUGUAAACAAAGACAAACAACCGAGCAAGCAAACAAACAAACAAAAAAAACCCUCAACUAAUUAGUGGAGCUCGAUCUGCUGGAAUAUUAAUUGGGAAAAACUUUGUCUGUCAGCACGCCAGAGAUCCACAGUCAAGGGUUUAACAAGGAGCCAGGACACACAGCCUCCAGGCCCAGAGCAAGGCGAGAGUGUGAGGGUGUAUGCCUGUUUGUGCACAUGUGUGAAUGUAAGUGUGGAUGUGUGGAUGUGCACAUAUGUCUGCAUGUGAGUGCCUGUGUGAGUGCCAGUGAAUAUUUCUCUGUGUUCUUAAGACCGUUGCGUGACUUUUGACUGAGUGAGUGAGUGUGUGUGGUGUGUGCAUGUGUGAGGAUGAGGGCCGUCGUCGGACUGCUGUGUCUCCUGAUUGCCGUGGAGGUCGGAGCCUCUCGGUUCAGCCGUGACUCCCAGAGUGGACCUGGAGCUCCAGAGCCUCCCAAAACCAACGUUUCCCGUGCACUUCCUGCCCCUGGACCGGGCCGACCACGAAGCCCUUUCCCCCCCAUGUGCAUAAAACCCACGGAGAUCAAGCAUGCCUUCAAGUACGUCAACACUGUGGUCUCCUGCGUGAUCUUUGUGGUGGGGAUUAUCGGAAACUCAACGUUGCUGAGGAUCAUAUACAAGAACAAAUGCAUGAGGAAUGGACCAAAUGUGCUUAUAGGCAGUCUGGCACUUGGAGACCUGCUUUAUAUCCUCAUCGCCAUCCCUAUCAAUGUGUUCAAGCUCAUAGCCGAGGACUGGCCGUUCGGCGUGUACGUCUGCAAGUUGAUGCCAUUUAUUCAGAAAGCUUCAGUGGGCAUCACUGUCCUCAGCCUGUGUGCCCUCAGUAUUGAUCGCUACCAUGCAGUCACAUCAUGGAGCAGGGUCAAAGGAAUGGGGAUCCCGCUGUGGAAAGCAGUGGAGGUGACUCUCAUCUGGCUGGUUGCUGUGGUGCUGGCUGUGCCCGAGGCGCUGGCGUUUGACAUGAUGGAGAUGCCAUACAGAGGCAACAAGCUGCGCGUCUGUCUGCUGCAUCCGGAGCAGAGCACCAGCUUUAUGAAGUUCUACCAGGAUAUAAAGGACUGGUGGCUGUUUGGUUUCUACUUCUGCCUGCCGCUGGCCUGUACCGGAAUCUUCUACACACUCAUGUCCUGUGAGAUGCUCAGCCGCAAGAAGGGCAUGCGUGUCGCACUGAACGACCACAUGAAACAGCGGAGGGAAGUGGCUAAGACGGUCUUCUGCCUGGUGCUGAUUUUUGCCCUGUGCUGGCUGCCUCUUCAUCUGAGCCGCAUCCUGAAGAAAACAGUCUAUGACCAGAAUGACCCGAACCGCUGCGAGCUGCUCAGCUUCCUGUUAGUGAUGGAUUACAUUGGCAUCAACAUGGCCUCCCUAAACUCCUGCAUUAACCCGAUCGCCCUCUACUUUGUCAGCCAGAAGUUUAAAAACUGCUUCCAGUCCUGCCUGUGCUGCUGGUGCUACAGAACAGCCCCUCUAGACGAGCGAGGGAUGCGCUGGAAGGGCUCCUGCCACGGAAAUGGACUAGACCGCUCCAGCUCCCACUCCAGCCAGAAAUACAGCUCCUCAUAAAUAAGCACAUACUGUACACAUGCGCUCACACACACGCAUCUCACACACAUACACACCUCUUCUGCCAAAACCCUUAUUAUCCUUGAGAAACAGCACUGUCACUGCCGCAGACUGGCAAGCAGAGUGAGGCGAGGGAACGAUGGAGAGGAAGAACUCACGCAACCCUGUGAGAGACCUCAGCAGAACGUAUCUCAGAAGAGACUGAAAGACUCUCCAAACACAUGGGUCGGCCCAAUCCGAUGAGUGAAACAGCGGGACGGUACCCAUCCAGGCUGUAAUACCACCUACAAUCGCAAAACUAUGAUGAAGCCAAAACUAGAUUUAGCUUUGAACAAAGUCCCCAACUCAAACAUGAAUACUUGAGCAGAGGGACAGUCAUGUUAGUCAGUGGACCGGUAUGGUAAACUAUAGAGAAUAUUUUAUUUUAUUCAAGCUACAGGUGAAAACAUGUAAAUUUCUGUACAGUAUUGUUUACAUGCAGAUUAUAGGCCAAGCGUGAACCACUAAUGCUACAUAUAAUGGGGCUUAGUGCUUCAUGUGUGAAUAAUUGCAUUCAUAACAUGCUGUGAUUGUACCUGUUGAUGCUUUUAUUUCUGGUGGGGAAAGAUGGAGGGAAAAUGUGACCGUGGCUUAUUUGCCAAAAGGCGUCAUGGAUGUUAUUUCCUAAAGAGCCUCAAGGGUAGCUAUACAUACAGCAUGCGCAUUAUCAAUAACUGAUUAUCUGACAAUCUACUGCACGUUGCCACUGAGCUCCAUAAUGCCUGUGUGUUGACAUUAUUCCAGAGUAAAAUGGGCCCUACUGUAUGUCUCGCAGUCAUGUGGCAGAGUUGAAAAUCAAAAAUCUGUCUUCUGGAAGUCAUGGCUGCUCUAAGUCAUGUGGAGGGCAGCUGUUGUCCAAGAGCGCUGACAAACACCAGAUGAUUCUCAUCAUGCCACAUAAAAUUGGCCUUGUUUUUCUAAUAUUCUUGCUGUUUUGAGUCGUUUCUAUUCCCACUGUGUAUGAAGUGAGCUGCCUUUUACAAUGUAACAUCUAUUUUUGUAAGACUGUCUUAUUACAAAACAUUUAAAAUCCACAUAAAUCUUAUUUAAUCAUC